GCUCUCCGACUGACGAGUGAGAGACAGCACGGGUCAUUUCUCCGACUCUGCUGAUGUGGUUCUGCGCAAAAGUGCCGUACGUAUCGGAUGUUGGGACGGUGAGAUCCGAGCGAUCGUUUCCUUUGGGGAUCAGACUGCGAUGUCUGCAGGAGGGAAUCUAGCCGAAAGGAAUCCUUGCCACAAGGAGAGCGAGCUGAGUCUGGAGUGCUUGUUUCGCAACAGUGACGAUCGGGACAAAUGCCAUGUCUACUUCGAGAACUAUAAAGUUUGCAAGAAAUUUUGGGAUCACGUUCGGAAGGAUCGGAUGAGGAAGGGGUUAAAUCCAGCUCUACCGCCCCUAGCUGAGCGAGAAGCGGUGAAGAAGGAAUAUCUGACGAGGCCGGGGCGAUGAUCAGCGGAACGAUGAUUUGCUUCGAGCUCUGCACGGAGCCCGUGUCAGAUGAAUGCAGAACUUUGUUUCUUGAAGGAGAUGAUGACGGAAAGAACAGGUUCAAGGACAUUCGACUCUAAUGAUCGCCGGUGAAAUCCGCGAGGUUCAUUCGAUGGGCUCCCGCCGCACAAAGUCUGUACCUACUCGAGUCCUGCUGAUUUUAGAUUUCGUAAUCGUCCCGCGGAGCCUCGCUCCAGGCUCGAUCUUCAAGUCCUGUAGAUACGGGAAUCUCGUCGAAUAAAA
Messenger RNA from Galendromus occidentalis (western predatory mite), 673 nucleotides. RefSeq names its product coiled-coil-helix-coiled-coil-helix domain-containing protein 7. NCBI's taxonomy places the organism in Eukaryota, Metazoa, Arthropoda, Arachnida, Mesostigmata, Phytoseiidae. The record is from RefSeq and is a predicted model, not a curated record. Bases 140 to 391 code for a protein of 83 amino acids. Gene Ontology annotation, cellular component: mitochondrion. The transcript is spliced from 3 exons. Gene Ontology annotation, biological process: mitochondrial respiratory chain complex assembly.